Molecule: messenger RNA, 807 nt
Organism: Emiliania huxleyi CCMP1516
Lineage: Eukaryota; Haptophyta; Isochrysidales; Noelaerhabdaceae
Exons: 4
Coding region: 1-807 (268 amino acids)
Source: RefSeq, a predicted model, not a curated record
AUGAAGCUCGCGUUGCUCCUCGCGCUCUCGGCGUUACCUGCCGCAGCCUUCGAAUUCCCCGCGCGCCCUCCCAUUCGCUACGCCGGCGCACUCGCCAGGCCUCAGCCGCUGCUCCUCGCCAAAAAGCGCAAGGCCAAGAAGAAACCGUCCUCGGCUCGGCCACCAGCGGCGGCGCCACCGACGCCACCGCCUCUGACGCCGCUGCCGCCUCUGACGCCGCUGCCGCCUCUGACGCCGCUGCCACCUCUAUCGCCGCUGCCGCCUCUGUCGCCGCUGUCGCCGCUGCCGCCUCUCUCACCGCCGCCGCCACUGCCGCCGCCGCCGCCACCCACACCGCCUUCAGCGGCGGCGUCACCAGUCCCAGUGCCGACGACAGAGUCUGGGAUGCCGGCUGUGCCCCUCGUCAUGGCGGAGUUUGUCGACCCGUCCGAGGCGGUCGCGCCGCGACCUUCUUCCGCCACGCCGGCCCGCCAGCCGAGCCGGCCGGAGUUUGGCGUGGACGAUGAGCCGCUGGUGGCGCUGCCGUCCUUUGACGAGCUGGCGGCGCUGAGAGGGCCGGCGGCCCCUCCGGCGGCGCCUCCCGCGUCCAAGCUGCCGCCGAUCAACGCCGGCAAGGCCGCCUACUCGCUGCCGGAGGAGGAGGAGCAGUCGCCGGUGGAGAAGAUCUUCAUCAACACGCCGCUCUUCCAGCAGCUCAAGCCCGCCAUCCUCGGCCCGCCUCUAGCGCGCGAGGACACCAUGGCACGCGAGGCGGCGGCGUCCGCCCCGCCGCCCGCCUCCGUCUUCCCCGACGCCGCGGCGGAGUAG